Desarmillaria tabescens is the source of this 2718-nucleotide messenger RNA. Its product is annotated as kinase-like domain-containing protein. Gene Ontology annotation, molecular function: protein kinase activity; ATP binding. The record is from RefSeq and is a predicted model, not a curated record. Gene Ontology annotation, biological process: protein phosphorylation. The coding region runs from base 39 to 2636 and encodes 865 amino acids. Lineage: Eukaryota; Fungi; Basidiomycota; Agaricomycetes; Agaricales; Physalacriaceae. The transcript has 15 exons.
CACAAGUUCAAAUUUGACGUUCUUCCCUUUCGAACACCAUGCUCGCAGCGGCUACUUCGUUCUUUGCUCGCACUGCGAUUUCUCAGUCGUACAACUUUGGCGACCCCUCAACGACAGGAAGCAGAUCGUCCACGCCUGGCCCAGCUUCCACCUCGAAUUCACCUCAAACUGCGCCUGUCUCACUGCAUAUCGGACUAUGGAAGGUCCAGAGUGCCUACCACCGAGUCACUAACAAACGGGUAGCGGUAUGGAGUUUCGAUAAACGUGGGCCUGAUACGGAGAGGCUGGGUCCGCUGUCGAAGGAGAGGAUAUUGGAAGUGCUGAAAGCAGAGGCUUCAGCACUCGGUCGGCUGCGACAUCCAUCCAUCCUCGAAAUGGUCGAACCUCUUGAAGAAACACGAAGCGAGCUCAUUUUUGCGACAGAACCUAUUCUCUCGUCGCUGGAUAUGUCGAUUCCUGGUAGCUCACGAUUCCGGCCUUGGGUGGAGCUUGACGAGGUCGAGAUUCAAAAGGGCAUCUUGCAGAUCUGCAAAGGCCUUUCCUUCCUUCACACGUCGGCGCAGCUAAUACACUCAAAUAUAUGCCCAGAGAGCAUUAUCAUCAAUAGCGCAGGUGAUUGGAAGAUAUCCGGUUUAGGCCUCACUAUUCCGCUCCUCCAACCGAAUGGUUCUCCAACGCGAUGGGAGUUCCCGACGUUCGAUGGACGUGUACCGCCGUACAUACAGCGUUCUUUUGAUUAUAUGGCUCCGGAGUAUGCUUUAGAUGAAGUCCUGAUAACUUCAUCCGACAUGUUCUCUCUCGGCGUUGUUCUCUACGCGGUACAUUGUAAAGGACAGACGCCAUUUCAAACACAUGGCAGUCUAGCAGGGUUAAGAGAGAAUGCUGGACGAGCCCUUCCGGGUAUGGAGAGACUUGAUGCUGACUUACAAGGUCUUCUUCGCUCCUUAAUAACGCGUCACUCGAAUAAUAGACCGACUCCGACAACGCUUCCUUCUCAUCCGUUUUUCUCGUCUCUACCAAUAUCGACUCUAAAUUUCCUGGAUCGAUCUAAUUUUACAGCAAAGACUAGGGAGGAAAAGGUCGGGUUCAUGAAGGGUCUGACAAGUGUUCUGGACAAGUUUUCAGAAGGCCUCAGGACGAGAAAGAUACUGCCUUCUCUUCUCGAAGAGAUGAAAGACACGCAUCUACUACCGUAUAUCCUUCCGAAUGUUUUUGUUAUAGCGACCGUGCUCUCAGCUCCUCAGUUUGCUUCCAUGGUCCUGCCGAGUCUGAAACCGUUGUUCGCCGUCAAGGAGCCUCCGCAGAACAUGCUUACUUUACUGGACAAUCUCUCCAUGCUGCAAAGCAAGACUGACAAGUCUGUCUUUCGAGGAGAGGUUCUGCCAUUGGUGUAUAAUGCUCUAGAGUCAGAGCAUGCUGUCGUUCAAGAACGUGCUCUGAAAAUAAUCCCGGAUUUGUGCGACACCAUUGACUACGCCGAGGUACAAGGUGUAAUGUUUCCAAGAGUCGCUCUUGUCUUCACUAAGACGAGGAUACUCACCGUAAAAGUUGCUACUUUGGAGACCUUCUUGGCAAUGGUGAAGACACUAGAUCAGACAAGUCUGACCCAGAAACUCGUUCCUUUGUUAUCAAAAAUUCGUACCAAAGAGCCCGCCGUGAUGACAGCAACCUUGGCAGUUCAAGAAGCAAUGGGCUUCAAAGUCGACAGAGAAGCUGUUGCUACUCUGGUGCUUCCUCAGCUUUGGGCAAUGUCCAUGGGUCCACUUCUGAAUGUAGAACAGUUCCAACGUUUCAUGGACGUCAUCAAGAGAUUAGGUGAUCGAGUGGAGAAGGAGCACAAUCAAUUCCUUCGUGAUUCACAGAGACUGGAAGAUCGAUCGGGUGUAGCCGUCAAUGGAAAUGGUACCAGCACUCAUAGCUUCGCCGGUGCUGUCGACUUUGAAAGCCUCGUAGGAGGAGGAGCCGGCGCGGCUGCUCCUGCUAGUACAAGUAUAAGUACACCGCAGAAACGGAGCAACACCUCUUGGGAUGACGAUGUAUGGGGCAGUAUUUUCAGUGAUGAAGCGUCAGGAGCACACAGUCCUGCCCUAAACUCACCAGCUGCACUACCCCUGCAACCUACUUCGCCCUCCUCACCUAGGACCACACAAGGAAGUCGGCUGGGUGCCAAACCAAUUCCAGCGGCUUCUUUCAGCUCCGCACCCUUCCCUUCACCGCCGUCUAAUCGGUCCUUCUCAAGUCCUCUGCAGCCCACGAACACAGGCAGUUUUCUACCGCCGCCACCGCAACCUCAAAAGCCAAAUUACAAUAUCUCGCUUUCUACAUCCACAAUGUCUCCUAUGCGACCCAACAACACUGGUGGCUUUUCACCUCCAGCACAGCCGCAGAAACCCAAUUAUAACAUCUCAUUUUCUACUCCAGCUCCGACGAUGAGCACAUUGCAGAAUCCCAUUCUUCCCGCUUCUUCACCACCACCAUCGCUGUUCCCUACACAAACCCCAGGGAUGUCAGCCCCACUGAACCCUACAAUGACCAUGGGUGGCAUACUUGCCCCCUCCAAACCCGCCCAACAACCCUGGAGUACCUCAAACUCCAAGUCGAACACUGACUGGGGUGAUUUUGAUCCAUUAGCGUAGUCGUAUCAGUAUCAUCAUGUUCGUUAAUUUAUUUAUACAGGAUUAUUUUAGGUCUCUUUCUAUCUCGAUGUCUCCCAAUUUA